Molecule: messenger RNA, 1535 nt
Organism: Calypte anna (Anna's hummingbird)
Lineage: Eukaryota; Metazoa; Chordata; Aves; Apodiformes; Trochilidae
Gene: PDCD10
Product: programmed cell death 10
Exons: 9
Coding region: 481-1119 (212 amino acids)
Biological process (GO): regulation of Golgi organization; positive regulation of MAP kinase activity
Cellular component (GO): FAR/SIP/STRIPAK complex; Golgi apparatus
Molecular function (GO): protein kinase binding
Source: RefSeq, a predicted model, not a curated record
CGGCUGCCGGUUAGUUCCGGACAACGCCUGGUGUGUGGUAACAGCGGCGGACGCUUCCUUCUCGCAGGCGCUUCCGGCGCGGCGGUGGCGGUGGCGAAACCCCCUGGAGAGCUGCGAGGGUCUCCGUGGGUCGAGGGGGAGCUCGUCGGAGCUGAGAGCGCUGUCAGGUGGCUGCGGGGAGCGCCGGCGGCUCGGUCACUGCCUCCUCCUCAGGUGUAAAGGAGAGAAAACGGCGCCUCGGCUCCUGCCCGCAAACCGGGGCCCGUCCCGCUCCCCGCAAGGAGAGCAGAUCCCUGGGUUGAGGCAGAUCCCUGGGGACGCGUUGAGUGCUGGGGUGUCCCUUUAAAGUGUUCAUUUAACUGACAAGAUAUUUUUCAAGUUCUCCAAGUAUUUUUGCACGACGAGGAAAAAGAAGAAACAUUUUGGUGAAUGAGGAGUUUUCUGCUUCUAUAGUGUUUUCCUUGAGAAGUGGGUCUUUGAAUGAGGAUGACAAUGGAAGAGAUGAAGAAUGAAGCAGAGACCACUUCUAUGGUUUCCAUGCCUCUCUAUGCUGUUAUGUAUCCUGUCUUUAAUGAGCUAGAAAGAGUAAAUCUGUCUGCAGCUCAGACACUGAGAGCAGCAUUUAUUAAGGCUGAAAAAGAAAAUCCAGGUCUUACACAGGACAUCAUUAUGAAAAUUCUGGAGAAAAAAAGUGUGGAUGUGAACUUCACAGAGUCUCUUCUGCGUAUGGCAGCUGAUGAUGUAGAAGAAUAUAUGAUUGAAAGGCCAGAACCAGAAUUCCAAGAUCUUAAUGAGAAGGCACGAGCACUUAAACAGAUUCUUAGUAAGAUUCCUGAUGAGAUCAAUGACAGAGUGAGGUUUCUUCAGACAAUCAAGGACAUUGCAAGUGCAAUAAAGGAGCUUCUUGACACAGUAAAUAAUGUCUUCAAGAAAUACCAAUAUCAGAACCGGCGGGCACUUGAGCACCAAAAGAAAGAGUUUGUAAAAUACUCCAAAAGUUUCAGUGAUACUCUGAAAACCUAUUUUAAAGAUGGAAAGGCAAUAAAUGUGUUUGUAAGUGCCAACCGACUAAUUCAUCAAACCAACUUGAUACUCCAGACCUUCAAAACUGUGGCCUGAAAACUGUAUAUGUUGAGAGUUGUACUUUUCAAUGGUGGAUAGGGUACCUUUAUAUGUAAAUUUUAAAGUUUUGACUGUAUAAAUUAUCAGCCCCUCCUGAAGGGGGGGGGGGGGCCCUAAUGCAGGAUUUUGAAUGGGAUUAUUGCCAUCUUACACCAUAUUUUUGUAAAACAUUGUAGCUUAAUCAUAAUCUCACGAUGAAGAUUUUUGCAUCACUUUUUUGCUAUUACCAUUCUUUUCAGAAUUAUAAGCCAAAAGAAUUUACGCCUUAAUGUGUCAUUAUGUAACAUUCCUUAUAAGAAUUGUAAAUACUUGGUGUUCUGUUUCUGACAUUUUAACUUGAAAGCGGAAAACUGCAAGAUUAUGUAUUUAACAAUAUUGGUGGCAAAUAUUCAAUAAAUAGUUUACAUCUGUUA